This is a messenger RNA of Hypomesus transpacificus, 4039 nucleotides long. RefSeq names its product solute carrier family 26 member 6-like. The transcript is spliced from 17 exons. Bases 1329 to 3311 code for a protein of 660 amino acids. Gene Ontology annotation, biological process: transmembrane transport. Gene Ontology annotation, cellular component: membrane. Lineage: Eukaryota; Metazoa; Chordata; Actinopteri; Osmeriformes; Osmeridae. Gene Ontology annotation, molecular function: chloride transmembrane transporter activity; oxalate transmembrane transporter activity; bicarbonate transmembrane transporter activity. The record is from RefSeq and is a predicted model, not a curated record.
AUCAAUGGAUGUGAAAUUGAGAGGUUAAAGAAAUUGUUUGGAGAAGGUGCAUCAACAGUUGAUGUGUUAUGUGUUUUCUGAGGUAGAUUAUGGACGUCUAAACUCGCUCUGAACAGUCUGUCCAAUUCAGCACAGCUCCAUAUAAUAUUCCAUAUUGCAUAACAAUUACUUUCCGCAAUUGCUGGAGGACGUAUAAGUUAUUUUCAAGGUACCAUACAGGUACAAGAAAGAUAAGUAUUACUUUACUGUUCUCUGUCCACAGUUUGUCCUUUGUAAGUUCUUGUUUCUCCUCGUGUCUUCAUUUUGACCUCACUUUUUUUCAAUUAUUUCAUUUUCAUUAUGGAUAUAUAUGUAAUUAUUCAAUUCAUUUGAAUCUUUUCAGUUUAUUAUUGUUGAAAGGCCAGUAGGAAUGUAAUUGUUGUACAUAUGCAUGUGAGACAGUAAACCAACUUGAUAAGUUAGAACAAGAAAUGCCAAAUGGAAAAGGUCAGCUGCUUCAGGUUCUUCGGGGUGAACAUCAGCAAUGACCUCACCUGGUCUGUUCACAUGGACAAUAUUGAACUAAUUUUACCCCACUUGUCUUUAGGUUAGUAUAGGUUAAUAAGGUUAGAAUGGGUUAUUAUGUGUAUUAGAGGUUUAGUAUACUGUACUGUAUAUUGUAUAUUAUUUUGUAUAUUUAGGAGGUUUAUUAUAUUUUACCUUAUCAUAGAUGUAAUCUAUGUUAAACUGAAUACUUACAUGUUAUGUUAUGCAAGUUUGCGUUGUCUUGUCCCAAGAAUUUCAGUGCCCAGUCUGACCUUGUGUUGUUCUGUGCAUCUGACAAUAAAAGACUUGAACUUGAAAGAAAGGCAAUAUCAAAUAUAAGAAAACCCAUAGUAACUGAGACAAACAUACUGUAUAUUAUAUAAUCAUUGUAUAUAUAGACUUUAAAAUGGGUUCAUAAAUGUUUUAAUUUGCAUUUGCAUAUUUAUGCAUAUCUGCAUGCUUGUAUGUAUCUAUGCACCUAUGUAUAAAUGUGUGUGUACUGAUUCAUGCUGGAGUUUUCCCAAGGUCAAUCAUCAAGAGAUCAAACAACUACAUAUACUCAUAAUUGUAUGGGGAGGCGUGGUGUAUAAAUGUGUGUGUGUGUCUUCCCUCAUAAGAACAAGGGAGAGACCGUCACACUUACAGUCAGUGUUCAACAUCCCAUUCACUGUUCUCAGACAACCAACCUGGACAAACACCUGUGAAACAGAGAAGCUUUUUCAUAGACCUGUUCACUUUCAUCGCAGCAAACUUUCUUGUAGUUAGAUAGAGACAAAGUCAAGGAGAACCAGGACAGAUUGACCAUGGUGGCGCUGGGGACUAAAGAGUUUUAUGUGGAGAAAGACGUUCUGGAUGAACCUUGUCUGGACAUGAGAGCCCGGAAGAGGACACACUCCAACAAACCCCCCCUGAGACAACAGUUGAAAGAUUCUUUGAGAUGUUCAGGGCCCAGGUUGAAGCGCACUGUGCUGGGCUGUAUACCCGUCCUGUCCUGGCUACCCCUGUACCGCUUCAGGGAGUAUAUCAUGGGAGACAUCGUCGCGGGCAUCAGUGUUGGCAUCAUGCACAUGCCUCAGGGUAUGGCCUAUGCACUUCUGGCAUCAGUUCCUCCUGUGUUUGGCCUCUACACCUCCUUCUACCCGGUUCUGGUUUACUUUUUCUUUGGCACGUCCAGACACAUAUCCAUAGGUACAUUUGCUGUGAUCAGUGUUAUGGUUGGCAGUGUGACAGAAAGGAUGGCACCAGACAGCCAAUUCAUGAUUUACAAUGGGACCAAUGGAACUGCGGUGUUAGAUACAGCGAUGCAGGAUGCCUACAAGGUACAGGUGGCAUCUUCUCUCAGUCUGCUGGUGGGAAUCUUCCAGAUCCUUCUGGGUUUGGUGAGGUUUGGUUUCUUAGCAACAUAUCUCUCAGAGCCUCUGGUUUGUGGCUACACAACCGCUGCAGCCAUCCAAGUGGUUCUUUCACAGCUCAAAUUUAUAUUUGGAGUUGAAACAAUUAAGUUUAACGGACCACUGUCUCAAAUUUAUACCUUGGUGAAUGUCUGUUCGCUACUUCCUAAGACCAACAUCGGGACCUUUGUGGUCAGUCUGGUAGUUCUGUCCAUCCUCAUUGUGGUCAAAGAACUCAACUCCUGCCACAGGAAAAAGUUGCCAAUGCCCAUCCCCAUAGAACUCAUGAUGGAAUUGGUGGCUUUGGGUGUCAGUAACUCAGUCGGGGGGUUCUUCCAAUGCUAUGCUGUGACCUCCUCCAUGUCCCGCAGUAUGGUCCAGGAGAGCACAGGGGGAAAGACACAGACAGGAGAAGAGCUUGGGAUGGGAGUGGGCGCUCUUGAGAGGAAGGACCACCAGACGGUUGUCAGAAGAAAACCGAAGGUGGCGGGUGGGGGUGUAAGGCUGGAGGAGUGGACUGGAUGUAGUCUGGUGCAGUCCCGUUCACCGCUUGGAAGGUACCAGGUACCAAUGGCUAGCGUGUUCUCAUCAGUCCUUAUACUGGUGGUUAUUCUGAAAGUGGGCUCACUGUUUGAGGAACUGCCCAAGUUCUGUGGAAACAGAACAAGGUUGAUCUGGAGCCAACUGCCCAGGUACUCUGUCCUGGGACACGUCCCCGGGACAGAGCUGUACCUGGACAUGGACACCUAUGAGGAAGCUAAAAAGAUACCAGGCAUCACCAUCUUCCAAUCAUCCACCGCCCUCUACUAUGCUAAUGAAGAAUUCUACAAGACAGCCCUGGAAGAGAAGAGCGGGAUUGACGUCAAGAAGAUGCUGACCAUGAAGAGGCAGCAGGAAGCAGUGAUGGAGCGUGAGAAAAAGAAGUUCAGUGGCAAAGACCAGCGUGACGACAUGCAAACAGACCAGGGGAACGGAAUACCCCUGUCCAUUAUCGGGGUACCCACCAUCGGGCAUUUCAACUGGGCUUUCAGGAGAGACAGCACUGUCUCCGACACUGGGGCCACCGUGGACAUGAACCAGAUGAUCAUCCCUGCAAUAGAGGGAGAUGGAGAGGAUUGGCGGAGACUGGACAUACACACCAUCAUACUGGACUUCUCCACAUUCAGCUUUGCAGACACUGUCACAGUGAAGACACUGAAAAACAUAUUCAGGGAUUUUGGAGAGCUUGGCGUUGACAUGAAUAUAGCAGGUUGCCAAGUAUGCGUAGUGGAGCAGUUGGAAACUGCAGGCUUGUUUUCUGAGUCCCUCCCCAAGAGUCUCCUCUUCCCCACCAUUCACCAUUCACGUGUUACACAGCCUCAGACUGAGGGGGGGGGCAGCCUUGCACAAUUAUGAGAACCAGAGUAUCCACCAGAUAUGAUUAAUGGAACCAAGAUAUGACCAAUAGGGGUCAGCUUUCCUCCACCUUCCUCGUGUUGCUGGUUUCCUGCUUCCCAUUGGUUGUCUUCUCUGCCCCCCCCCCCCCCCCUUCUUGUGAGGAGUAUGCACCACUAUGACACCGUGGUCAGUUGCCAUAGAGAUAAACAGAUUGCUUUAGAAACUGUCUUUUUAUGAUGAGGUAAUAAUGAGGUAUCACACAAGUCUCUGCAGUCCUCCUCCUGUGUAUGUGUGAAAUAGAGAGAGAGGGAGGGAGGGGAAGCACAAGGGAGAAUGUUGCACUAAACGACUAGAAAUCUGUAUUUAUAGCCAGGGACAAUGUAGCACUAGACAUUUGCAAAAUGCCCUCCAUAAAAAAGUUUUUAAUUGUAAUUUAGGCCAAGUGAUACCUUUGUGUGUCACAGUUUUUUUGGCAGAAGCAUUUUACCUUUAACAUAAUAGAUAAAUGACUGCCUUUUAUAUUGACUCCUCCUAAUCAGUCUCACCAUGAAGAUGGUUUGCUCUUCUCUUGAUCUGUCUGAAUAUUUGUCACUAUAAAGAACUAAAGACGUACCUACUGUACAGCAUCACAAUAUCAAGAUACAUGCAUCGGUUGCUGUUAUCUACAUUUAUUCAUUUAUCUUUUUUACCAACACAAAAAAGAUGAUCGACUUUUGUGUAAAUAAAGAUACUUGAUUUGUACACAU